AUGAGCAGAUCGCCUCUUGCGGCCGGUGUCAAAGCUUACGAACUUAGAUCCAAGUCCAAGGAACAACUGCAGGAGCAGCUGGUGGAGUACAAGAAGGAGCUGGCCCAGUUGAAGGUCCAAAAGUUGACCAGACCAUCUCUCCCAAGAAUCCACACCGUCAGAAAGAAUAUUGCCAGAGUUCUCACUGUGAUCAACUUGCAACAAAGAGCCUCCGUCAGGGAAUUCUACAAGGGCAAGAAGUACAUUCCAAAGGACCUCAGACCAAAGAAGACCAGAGCUCUGAGAAGAGCCCUCACCAAGUACGAGAAGACUCUGAAGACCGACAAGGCUAGAAAGCAGUCUAUUGCCUACCCAGCCAAGAAGUUCGCUGUCAAGGCUUAA
Molecule: messenger RNA, 381 nt
Organism: Ogataea haglerorum
Lineage: Eukaryota; Fungi; Ascomycota; Pichiomycetes; Pichiales; Pichiaceae
Exons: 2
Coding region: 1-381 (126 amino acids)
Biological process (GO): translation; maturation of LSU-rRNA from tricistronic rRNA transcript (SSU-rRNA, 5.8S rRNA, LSU-rRNA)
Cellular component (GO): ribosome; cytosolic large ribosomal subunit
Molecular function (GO): structural constituent of ribosome; mRNA binding
Source: RefSeq, a predicted model, not a curated record